This is a messenger RNA of Miniopterus natalensis, 2986 nucleotides long. RefSeq names its product LysM domain containing 4 (gene LYSMD4). The record is from RefSeq and is a predicted model, not a curated record. Lineage: Eukaryota; Metazoa; Chordata; Mammalia; Chiroptera; Miniopteridae.
UGGAGGGGGGAGGAAAAGGCGUUUUUCGUGCCUAUGUCUCGCCCUCUGUUUCAGCGUAAACACGUUGCUUUUGCACGGCCGCUGUCUUUUUGACUGUUUACAGUGAUUCGGGGAAGGAGUCGUUUCUGACGAGACGCCUAUCAGCGGAGUGAAUGUGCCUUGUUUGGAAUUAACCCUGGGGUUUGGUUUUCAGUUAAGAAAAUGAGGCAGAAGGGCGUGUUAACCAAGACCUUCCGCGGCCCGGCCAUGGUGUGUGGGACUCCGACCCGCCAGGUGUACAUGUUUGAAAGCGGCAGUGGGGACUCGGGGGACUCCUCCGAGGACGAGCCCCGCCGCGUGGCGCUGCGACCCCGGGGCCCCGAGCGCCAGAAGAAGGGGGCCCGCCGCCCGCCCGGGCCGGGAGCGGGGAGCGUCGUGCUGCUGCAGCGGGAGCUGGCCCGGGAGGACAGCCUCAACAAGCUCGCCCUCCAGUAUGGCUGCAAAGUUGCAGAUAUCAAGAAAGCCAACAACUUCAUCAGAGAACAAGACUUAUAUGCUUUGAAAUCUAUUAAGAUUCCAGUGAAAAACCAUGGGAUCCUAACAGAGACCCACAAAGAACUCAGACCCCUCCUGAGCCCAUCCUCAGAAACCAGAGUGACCUUCGAGGAGCAGCCAGACCAAGACAGCGCAGCCCUAAGCACUGGUGCCCCGUCCAGCUCACUGACGGAGUUCUUUAAGGGCAUUGACCAGAAUAUUGAGCAAGUGGUGCAGUCAGAAAUCUUCAUAAGUGACAGUUACUGCGGGGAGAUCUCCGAUCAGCCACUACUUCCAGCUCCUCCGAAGACGCUGACAAACGGCGCAGACUGUGGAAUUCAGUGGUGGAAUGCUGUUUUUAUCAUGCUUCUCAUUGGGAUUGUUUUACCAGUAUUUUAUUUGGUCUAUUUUAAAAUACGAGCUACUGGAGAGAUUCCUAGCAGCGUGAACACAACUGCUGUCCCCAAUGGCUCGAUGGCAGUGAGUGCAGUUCCAGGGCAAGCCCCCAAAGUAGCGAUUCCAGUGCCAAGCACCCCUUCUCCAGCCAGCCAGCUCAGGCAGACCACCUGGGGAGGGAACUAGCUAUUGGUGUUUCUAAAGAAUCAGGCCAGCUGGUGUAAUUGGGCUCCUGAUGCGCAUCAGCUGACAUUGGCCAUAUCCCAGGGUGUUGCAUUUACUUUUCUAUGGCACUUGGACACGUUUCAGAAGCCACUAGUGUGUUCUCAAUUAACACACCCUCAUAGUGUGACGGUGCUCUGUCCUUGCCUAAUUCAAGGUUGUGGAGCCAAAACCCCAACACCCUCAGCUUCCUGCAUCCAGAAGAUAAAUGUGACAGGAACAUUCACAUGUGACAUGCCCGUUUUUGAAGGCAUUUAGUGGACUGGCCAUGUGUGUCUCCACAGUAGCACUCUGUGGUCCCCCAAAUUAGAUGUGCUGGGACAGAGAAGAAUGGCCUUGGCAAUGGACCUGCAGAGUGGGAGCCCCUAGGCUCGGCUUCGGUCACCUGGGUGUUUGCAGUGUUCCUUGCCUGCUCUGGAGGGGUGGCUGGUUCUGACGAAUAUGUUUCCUGUCUCCUUGACAAAGGUGCUACCCAACAGUGGUGAAUGUGACUCUGUUUUUAGAGUGUGACAGAUUAUAAUGGUAACAAACCUGGCUUCAUAUUUGCCUUACCAGUUAGCCUUUCCGAGGCAACCGUCACUUCUAAAAUCAAAGAAGCCCUACAUCACGAGUGCUGUAAUACUGAGCAAGCAGCAGUUCUGCCUGCCAUACUUUUAGAGCUGCUUAUUCCAACACGCAGGUGUGUUUGAAGCUGCUGCAUGUGUAGCCAGCGCCUCCUGGCAGAGCAUUUGGGGGCUGGUGCCCAGCUUCACCUGAAGAGCAUCCCACAGCAUUCGCUAACUAGAUCCCCCAAGUCAGCUUUCUUUGAAGGAGCUCUUGCUGGCCAGCAUCUGGAGCUGAGGAGAGAGACUGAGUGCCAGUCAUGGGGGUCCCAGCAUAAGGCCAAACAGCCACCAGCCCAGCAUUCCCACGAGCAGCAGCCCCUGCGUGCACCUGGAAGUGUGGUGCAGAACACCACACUGCUGCUUCCUGCUGCUCCCCUGACUCCAUUCUUAGGAAUCCUAGAGCCACAGGAUGAGACCAGGGCUCAGUGUAUUUCUUUGGGUGGAUAGCACUCUAUAUACAGUGGCUCAUAUGUUAAAAGAGCAAACACUUAACGGAGGGUGUAGAGGUGACCCUUGCUGUGAAAAGCCAUAGAAAGAGGCCGAUGCCUGUCCACCCGAGGUUUGCCCUCUUCUCCCAUUCAUUCAACAAUGGUGCCCAGUGCGGAGGGUGGGGGGGGCCAUCGGUUGGCCUCUGAGCCCCUGCGGUGGAGCAGGGGUGGAAGGGGUGACAGCCUGCUUUGGUGGGAGCCCAUCUUCAUCCCACUGAGGGGUGAUGGGCUGAAGUGGCUGGAAACUCAGCCUCAGAAGCCUGUCUCCAGGGAGGUCAUCAUGCACAAAUGCUGAGCGGCGGGGCGAGCAUGGUCAGAGGCAUUUGGCACAUGAGGCCUAAUGAUAGCUUGAGAAGAUCUUGUGAAGAGGAAGGGAGUGGGGUAGAAUAGAAGAGUGCUUGAGAUGGGCUCCCAAUUUCUUUCUCUUCUGAGUUUUGUGGAAAAUGGUUCGCCCUGGGUUCCAUGAGUAAACUUGGACUAUCUUCAAAAUUGAAUGUGCUCUUCAAAAGCAAAAUGUUCUUCUGGAUAAAAUGGACUUGGGAACUUUUGCUACAAAAAGUGUGUUGAUCAUGGGAUUGCUUCUCCAGCCAAAUAUUUGCUUACUGUUCCCCUGAGGGCCACAGGGCUCUGUUUGUCACCAUUUACCUCACCAGGUGGGGCUCAGAGUCCUCUGGGAAAAUGACUUUUGCUAGGCAAAGAAUGAAUAACUGUAUUCUAUACUUUUUUCAAAUGGAAUAAAAUAAUUUCUUCUGUGAAGGAAAA